Molecule: messenger RNA, 1534 nt
Organism: Phalacrocorax carbo (great cormorant)
Lineage: Eukaryota; Metazoa; Chordata; Aves; Suliformes; Phalacrocoracidae
Source: RefSeq, a predicted model, not a curated record
GCGAGGCGAGGCGUUGGCGCGUCAGUUCCGGGCGGCGCGCGAUGCUGUCGGCGGCGGGGGGCUCCGGCCCCGGCGGGGCGGGCGGCUCCGGGCCGGGGCUCGGCGGGGACGGGGACUUCCUGUCGCGGUACCGGCUGGUGUCGGCCAAGCUGCGGCGGCGGUUCCUGCGGAAGCCGAACGUGGCGGAGGCGGCGGAGCAGUUCGCGGCGCUGGCGCGGGAGCUGCGCGCCCAGGAGAGCCUGCCCUACGCCGCCUGGUGCCAGCUGGCCGUGGCGCGCUGCGCCCAGAGCCUCUUCCACGGGCCCGCCGAGGCGGCCGCUCUGGCCGAGGCCGCGCGGCUCUUCCUGCGCCAGGAGCGGGACCUGCGGCAGCGCCUGGGGCUGCGCGGCGGCUUCGGCGAGUACGUGGCGGCGGCGCAGAGCUGCGGCGCCUUCGCCGCCCGUCUGCACCUGGAGCGGGGGCAGCCGGCGCUGGCGGCCGGGCUGUGCCUGGAGCUGGCGGCGGCGCUGCGUGACACGGGCCGGCCCGCCCGCGCCGCCGCGCAUUUGCAGCGGGCGGCCGAGCUGCUGACGGCGGCGCGGCUGCCCCUGGAGGCGCUGCGCUGCCUGGCCGAGCGCGCCUCCUGCCUCCUGCUGGGCCGCGACUACGCCGGCGCGCUGGCGGCGCUGACGCGGGCGCAGGCGCUGGCCGGGGCCGGGCUGGGCGGCGGGGGCGGCGGCGCGCCCGUGCCCGCGCCCGGCGGCGCCUUCCUGGACGUGCUGGCGCGCUGCGAGGUGUCGCGGGUGCUGCUGCUGCUGCUGCUGCAGCCGCCGCCCGCCAAGCUGCUGCCCGAGCACGCCCGGACGCUGGAGCAGUACUGCUGGGAGGCGCCGGAGGGCGGCGCGGGGCCGGGGCCCGGGGGCGGCCCCGGGGCGGGCGGCGGGCUGCCGCCGGCGGCGAGCUACCUACCGGCCGAGCUCUUCUUGCUGCUGCAGUCGGCCGUGCUGGCGUGCCAAGAGAAGGAUGCGGAGGCGCUGAAGGCCCUGCAGGCCGAGCUCUGGCCGCUGCUGAGCGCCGAGCAGAACCACCUGCUGCACCUGGUGCUGCAGGAGAUGCUCAGCCCCGCCGGACAGGGGCUCUGAACGGCGCCGCCGCCACGGACGGGCUUCGCCGUGCUUCCGCAGGGCGGCAGGGCCGGGCUUGGGCUCGCGCCUGAAGCCACGGCCUGUGUCCAUGUAUCCUCUAUUUCGUUAUUUAUUUUUAACGUGAAUUCUGUAACAGAAGCAAGUAAUAAUUGAUGGGCGAAUGUGUUCAUCUACACAUUUAUCUUGUUUCAUAGUAAACUACUCACGGUAUGUAUUGGAAGUUGUCAUGCUUGGAAAAGUGUAACCCCAAAGCAGAAGGGCCAAUGUGAGGCAGACCCAGGCUGUUCCUUAAGGAACUGGCCACGAUUUGCAGACAGGAAGACUUGCGAGGAGGAUGUCACCCAGGGUACGUGCAUUGGAGGGCUUGCACAUCUAGGAAUCAAAUGUUAUUGGAGUUGCUUUUUUUUUUU